GAAAGACGAGCGGCACAUGCCGUCCCGAGCUUGAGCUCCAGGCAGAGCUGCUGCGUCAACCACUCCCUCUCGCCUUUCUAUCCACCGAACCCUCCCACGAAGCCUUCGUUGAAGCCUCCGACCUAAGCCUCCACCUCCACCUUCACCUCCACCUCAAUCGUUACUCCUCUAUUCCGACCUUCCCCUCACGCAUCCAUGGCAGGCUUCGACUUCUCCAACCACAACCGCAAUGCUGCGCUCCACGCCCAAGGCGUACCAUUACCGAAGGCCACAAGCACUGGAACUACCAUUGUUGGCUGUCUGUUCGACGGCGGAGUCGUGAUUGCCGCAGACACACGAGCUACGAGCGGGCCUAUAGUGGCAGACAAGAACUGCGAGAAGCUGCAUUAUAUUGCCCCUCAGAUUUGGUGCGCGGGCGCCGGUACCGCCGCCGACACCGAAUUCACAACCGCUAUCAUCUCGUCCAACCUCGAGCUGCACGCCCUGUCCACCGGCCGCAAGCCACGCGUAGUCACCUGCAUGACGAUGCUAAAGCAGCACCUCUUCCGCUACCAGGGCCACAUCGGCGCGUACCUCGUCGUAGCAGGCGUAGACCCAACAGGCUCACACCUCUUCACCGUGCACGCCCACGGCUCCACCGACAAGCUCCCCUACGUAACCAUGGGCUCUGGCUCUCUAGCCGCCAUGUCUGUCUUCGAGACGCAGUGGAAGCCGAAGUUGAACAAGGAUGAUGCCGUGAAGCUGUGCGCAGAUGCAAUUCAGGCCGGUAUCUUUAACGAUCUGGGAUCUGGCAGCAAUGUCGAUGUUGCCAUCAUCACUGAGGAGAAGACGACGUUGAUGCGAAACUACAUCACGCCGAAUGUCCGUGCGCCCAAGCAGAGGAAUUACAAGUUCCAGAGGGGUACGACGGCAGUGCUGAAUGAGAAGAUCAUUACGAGGGAGGAGAUCAGCAAGUAUAUCACCGUGCAUGAGCUGAAAGAUGAGAAUGUGACGGCUACGGCGGAGACUAUGGAUGUGGACUCAUAGAGACACGCACAGCUUCGUGCGAGGUAGAGGGAGAAGGAAUGAUGAUAGUCAGUGCACCACUGGGCGUUUUGGGCAUCGAGGCCAUGGACUACUCCCCCCGGAUUAUGGAGGAGACACGGUUUAGCAACGGUGAGAGCUGAACAGAUAGAGACUAGCAUUGAUCAUGAAUUCAAUCUUUCUCG
Messenger RNA from Lindgomyces ingoldianus, 1208 nucleotides. Its product is annotated as N-terminal nucleophile aminohydrolase. The record is from RefSeq and is a predicted model, not a curated record. Gene Ontology annotation, molecular function: threonine-type endopeptidase activity. Lineage: Eukaryota; Fungi; Ascomycota; Dothideomycetes; Pleosporales; Lindgomycetaceae. Bases 196 to 1026 code for a protein of 276 amino acids. Gene Ontology annotation, cellular component: proteasome core complex. The transcript has 2 exons.